AUGGCGGAUGCUGCCGAUACAAGUCCACUGUGCUUGGCGAGGGCCGAGACACCUGAGACUGCUCUGGAGCGAGAGCUAAUCCGGCUGAGCAGGAAUCUCGAUGGCGUAUACAGCCGACUGCUGGAUGUCGAGAGGCGACUGGCCCAGACGGAAGAGACCCAGCAGGCACAAUCGACGACGGUUCGGGAUGUGCAAGCUGUGCUAAGGCACUGGGCAGAAGAUGUUUGGCUGCCGGCGAUGUGCCAAUUUUCCAAGUCUGCGCUCUGUUUGCAGGUGCUGGUGUCUUCUGUUGGGCUCAGCUUUUGGGGUGGCGUGUCCCCGAAGACCGGUGCCAUCAUCGAUCGCCACCACCCUCUGCAUGGGUGCAGUCUGCGGGACAAGCCUGCUGCCAUAGUCUUGCGGGACCCGGAUGAGAUCAUCGCUCUCGGUGCUAUCGUGGCAGAAGAGAUGUUUGACGUUCGAUUACCGGUGAUGAGCGUGGGGGAUGCCGGCUUCGCUCGCUUGCUAUCCUCGCAUGCUGGACACGCCAUCCUGGAAGAUGGUUCGUUGUUCCUGGGGCAGACCGGCAUAGCGGGCCAAGCUCCAACAAAGCCGAGACUCCCAAGCGACGAGGUGGAGCUCAGUGCAGACGAUCAGAGCAUGUUACAGGGAGUCGAGGGCCCUGCGAGACAAGCAGCGAUGCGCAUCAUCUGCCGCAUGGCCAGGGUACAGGGGGUGAAGGACUUGAUCAGCGUCAGCCAGUCACACAUCGAUGGCUGCACUUACAUCGGCCCUGCGAGCCUGCGGUUUGCAGACAAACUUCGAAGUUGGGGCGCAGAGGUGCGUGUCCCGACAACUCUGAAUGCCAUCUCUGUGGACAGACUGAAUUGGCGGGCGCUUGGCGUCCCGGCGGAUUCGGGAGAGCCGGCAGAGGCUCUCGCGAAUGCCUACCUCGCGAUGGGCGCUGCGCCGAGCUUUACGUGUGCACCCUACCUGUUGGAGAAUGCCCCGCGACUAGGGGAGCAGAUUGGAUGGGGGGAAUCCAAUGCCGUGGUCUUUGCCAACAGCGUUUUGGGAGCACGAACCCAGAAGUACGCGGACUUUCUGGAUGCAUGUGUAGCGAUUACCGGCCGAGCACCUCGGGCUGGCUGUCAUGUUGACGGGGACCGGAAGCCAGAGGUCAUCCUGGCAGCCCCAGAGCUAGAUCCAGGCCAGCUGGACGACGCUUUUUAUCCAACCUUGGGAUACCUUUGUGGCCUGCGAUCUCCUCACUCAGUGCCGGUUAUCACGGGUCUGGAGCACUUGGCACCGACGCGGGAUGACUUGAAGGCCUUCAGCGCGGCAUUUGGAACCAGCUCCUCCGCGGCAAUGUUCCACCUCGUCGGCCUCACUCCCGAGGCACGUGACCUGCAAAAUGUGCUCCCGGAAAGGCAGCUGGAGGUCAUACAACUUGGGCAGGAUGACCUCAAGUCUGCGUGGACAGACCUCGAUGCCGACGCCGAUGAGAGCGAAGUUGACCUCGUGGCGCUUGGGAAUCCGCAUUUCUCGUUGGAAGAGCACCGACGCCUUGCCGAGCUGUGCCGGGGACGCGAGAAGCAUCCCCUUGUGGCGGUGGUCCUCACCGCCGGCCCGCAGGUUCUGGCCCAAGCGCGUGAACGAGGAUACUCAGCGGCUCUUGAAGAGUUUGGUGUUCAACUCGUCAGCGACACCUGCUGGUGCAUGUUGGGAGAGGUGGUGCCAGCACCGGCCUCUGUGCUCCCAGCCUCAAGCCGAGUGCUGAUGACCAAUUCGGCCAAGUAUGCGCACUACGCUCCAGGCCUGGUGGGUCGCAAGGUUCGCUUUGGUUCACUUGCCGGCUGUGUUGAUGCUGCCUGUGGACGCACAGUCGGUGCUGCGAAGCCUGCCUGGCUUGUACCAGGAG
Messenger RNA from Symbiodinium sp. CCMP2456, 1900 nucleotides. Lineage: Eukaryota; Dinophyceae; Suessiales; Symbiodiniaceae. The record is from the annotation of a GenBank genome assembly.